Gekko japonicus is the source of this 4331-nucleotide messenger RNA. It is a transcript of the gene ARHGEF2, whose product is annotated as Rho/Rac guanine nucleotide exchange factor 2. Gene Ontology annotation, molecular function: microtubule binding; guanyl-nucleotide exchange factor activity. The coding region runs from base 243 to 3224 and encodes 993 amino acids. The transcript has 22 exons. Lineage: Eukaryota; Metazoa; Chordata; Lepidosauria; Squamata; Gekkonidae. Gene Ontology annotation, cellular component: ruffle membrane; cytoskeleton. Gene Ontology annotation, biological process: actin filament organization; regulation of Rho protein signal transduction; positive regulation of neuron differentiation. The record is from RefSeq and is a predicted model, not a curated record.
AGUUGGAAGUGCGAAGCAGAGUCAGCCUGAAGGGUGUGUGUGUGUGUGGCACACAUUCCCUCUCCCUUUUUUCUUUUGGUCCAAAUAGAACUUCAUUCAUUCAGCUCUCUAGCUGCUCUUUUUAUUCCUAUUCCGUUUUGAUUUUUUCAAUUGCUUUUCAUGCCCAAAACAUCACCUAAGAAUCAAGGCAGUGGGAGACCCAAUCAGAUCGAUUGGGAAACAGUGGGGUUCAGCGUUGGAUUAUGUCUCGGAUAGAAUCGUUGACCAGAUCUAGGAUUGACCGUAACAAGGAGUUUGCUUUGAAGAACAAAGAGAAAGAAAGGAUGAAGGAGAAAGAAAAAGAUGCCCGCUACACCAAUGGGCACCUCUUCACUUCCAUCACAGUUUCUGGCAUGACCAUGUGUUUUGCAUGUAACAAGAGCAUCACGGCCAAAGAGGCGCUGAGUUGUCCCAACUGCAAUGUCACCAUCCACAACCGCUGCAAGGAUACCUUACCAAAUUGUACCAAAGUCAAGCAGAAGCAGCAAAAGGCAGCCUUGCUCAAGAACAAUUCAGCAUUGCAGUCGGUGUCCCUGAGAAACAAAACAACCAUCAGGGAGCGCCCCAGUUCCGCCAUCUACCCCUCAGAGAGCUUCCGCCACACCUUGCUGGGAUCCCGCCGGGGCCGUCCCACUUUGUCCCUUUCCAAAAGUGUCUCUACCACCAACAUUGCAGGGACUUUCAACGAUGAAUCUCCCUUGGGGAUCAGGAGAAUCCUGUCCCAGUCCACCGAUUCCCUUAACAUGCGCAACCGAACACUCUCGGUAGAAUCACUCAUUGAUGAAGGAGCCGAAGUCAUCUACAGCCAGCUGAUGAGUGAUUUUGAGAUGGGUGAGAAGGACUUUGAGGCUGAUUCCUGGAGCCUGGCAGUAGACAAUAACUUCUUGCAGCAGCACAAGAAGGAGGUCAUGAAACGACAAGAUGUCAUAUAUGAGUUGAUUCAGACCGAGCUCCACCACGUACAGACGCUGAAGAUCAUGACCAACCUCUUCCGGAAGGGGAUGUUGGAAGACCUCCAGAUGGACCCAGCUGUUGUGCAGAGCAUGUUCCCCUGUGUGGACGAGCUCAGUGAGAUCCACAACCGCUUCCUCGUGCAACUCCUAGAGCGCCGCAAGGAGUCGCUGGCCACCGACAGCAACAAGAACUUUGUCAUCAACCGGCUGGGAGACAUCCUUGUGCAGCAGUUUUCAGGCACCAGUGCUGAGCAGAUGAAGAAGGCCUACUCAGAGUUCUGCAGCCGCCACAGCAAGGCCGUGAAGCUUUACAAAGAGCUCUUCGCCCGGGACAAGAGGUUCCAGCAGUUCAUCCGAAGGCUGACACGGUCAUCGGUGUUGCGCCGUCACGGUGUGCAGGAGUGCAUCCUUCUGGUCACCCAGCGCAUCACUAAAUACCCUGGGCUUAUUGACAGAAUCCUGCAGAACUCCAAAGGUAACGAAGUGGAUCAGAGGGAUCUGAGCACAGCCUUGACAGUGGUCAAGGAACUGCUUUCCACAAUCAAUCAAGAGGUGCACGACUAUGAGAAGAAUGCUCGGCUGCAGGAGAUCUACGGGCGAAUAGAUGGGCGUGCCAAGGCCAUCCUGCCCUGGGAGCGGGGUUCUUUCUGCAGCGAGGAGUUGCUGCGGCGCAAGCUGGUACACGACGGCUCCAUGCUCUGGAAGACGGCUGCUGGGCGUUUUAAAGAUGUCCUGGUUCUCCUGAUGACAGACGUUCUCAUCUUCCUUCAGGAGAAGGAUCAGAAAUACAACUUCCCCACCCUGGACAAGCCAGCUGUGAUCUCACUCCAAAACUUGAUUGUCCGAGACAUUGCCAACCAGGAGAAGGGCAUGUUCCUCAUCAGUGCUGCCCCACCGGAAAUGUAUGAGGUGCACACCGCCUCCCGUGAUGACCGGAACACCUGGAUGAAGCUCAUCCAGCAGACUGUCAAACUAUGUCCUGACCGGUCCGAUUUUCCACUCAUUGAGACGGAGAAUGAAGCCUCUUUGCGGAAGCUGAAAGAUAAGAUUCAGCAACGGGACCGGGAAAUCACGGAACUCCUCGAGGACAAAGUGGGGCUCUUUGCCGAUAUCCUGGCCCUUCAGAGUUGUAGUGUGGAUGGCCCCCUACCCACCGUGAACUCCCGCACCCUUUUCCGCACUGAGUCAUCGGAUACUCCCCAUGGGGAGAAGCUGAUCCAGGAGGCCAUCAAAGAAGUGGAAUUUCUGAAGGAUUUAUUCGUGGGACCCAGCUGGGAUCGAGACCAAAACCACACACAUGAUCCAAAUGGCUGUUCUAGCCCAAACCCAAAUAACACCACAAAUGGGGAGACUGGAAGCAUUAACGGCUCCCUUGAAUUCAACAGGGUUGAAUCCGAAUCAAACCAACGUGAUGGCAAUGGAAACCAGCUACAACAGAAAGUAUCACAGGAGGAGGUGCUGCAACGGCUCAGGACUCUCUAUUCUCUGCUUCACGGCUUGCAGGCAGCCGUGGCACAUCAGGAUACCCUUCUGGAGCUCCAGCUACAGGAAGCAGGCGAGCGGCGUGAGAGGCUGAUCCGCACCAAUUCCCGCAAGGAAGCCCCCGCUUCCACAGCAGAUAAGCAGGCCACCGACCUCUCGCUACUGCAGAAGCAACACGCGCUGCUGCAAGAGGAGCUGAGCCGCUGCCGGCAGCUCUGCCAGGAGAAGACUCAGGAGGUGACGGCUCUGGAGGCACGGCUGAGGGAGAGCGAGCAGGAGAGAGCUCGGCUGGAGCGGGAGGUGGAAGAGACCCGCAAGCAGGCAGUGACCCUGCAGCAGCCUGGGACGAUCGUGGAAGCCGUAUGGGCACGGAAGGGGGCGGAGCCCCGGAGACGCAGCUUGCCAGCUGGUGAUGCUCUGUACCAAAGCUUCACUCCGCCUCAGCAGCAGAGCCGAGGAGGUGACCCUCUCUCCCCCAGCUGCCUCACGUUCCAGCGGACCUUUAUCAAUUGCCAACGGGAUGAGAUUGGCUACCAUGGCAUACCCAGUAGGCUUCCAGAGGGCGACCAGGAUUUGGGAGUGCUCUCGGAGGAGGAAGGUGUAGAAAUCCAACAUACUCCCCCUUCUAGCCCGCGAGAUUUCAUGAAGAUGCAGGAGAUAUCCGAUUUUCCGAAGAUGCAGGACAUUCCAGAGGAGGUUGAAAGCAGCCAGGAGCUGAAUGUUGGAGAUAACGGUGCUUCGUAUAGUUAGAUUUGGGGUGAGGGGGGAUCAUCCCCAUACCUUCCUAAAGCCAUCGGACAGGGACUGCCCCCCUGCCAGAGACCACCUUGUCUCCAAUCAAAACCACAACGUGGAACUUCAGGGACCUGGAAAGACCACACCAAACUAACUUUGGGUGGGUGGGAGCGGGGUUAGUGGAAAACCACGUCCUGAGAGUGGGGGAAGGGACAGGGGACUGAGCCACAGCACCCCCUGGGACCACUGCUUUUUGUGGCCUUUAGAACUCCUCAUUGACGGACGAUGGAUUUGGGAUUCUGUUGUUGUUCUUGUUGUUGCCCUGCAGGUUCUCUUUCUGAUUCAGGCCGGGGCGAGAGGGAGUCAGGUACCGCAGAUGCCUACUGUUGCUUCUUCUAACCCACCUACCUCCCCGCCCCACUUCCAAGCAGUUUAAUUUAUUUAUUUUGGGGCAGGGGAUAGGAGGGAGCUGCCCCCUUCUUGUGAAGGAUACCUUUAAAUUAUUACGAUGAUUUUUUUUUGCUUUUCCUUGGGACUCUGUGGAUACACAGAAUGUCUUAAUUUUCCUGGUUAUCCUCUCCAGUUUAAGAGCAAGGAGGGAGUCUGUCAGCCGAGGUGACUCCAGUUCACAGAAUGCUUACACUAUACUUGUGCCAACACUAUGGAGCGGGGGCGGAGCUUGUGUGCCCACCGUGUUCAAGGGUGGAGUUUAACCCUGCAAGCUGCUCCAUUGCUGGUCUGAAUAACUUAACUGAGGGGCCUGGUUCAGUUUUGGAAUCCUUUAUUCCUUUUUAUGGUCUACAUAAGAUAUUUUUGAGUGAGGGAAAAAAAAAACUGCUGCUCAGAAAGCAACCCACUCUGGGGAGGACUUUGCUAUGUUAACAGAAGGAGAAGAAUCACAAAUUUCCCAAUUACAAGACCUCUUUAAGAUUGUGCCUGCAUUACAGAUGUGUCAGUUGGUUCCUUACCAGUUUAAAUGCCAUGUAUGGUUUUUUCCCCUUCCAAGGAAAGUUGACAACUGCAGUAAGGCCAUGAGACUGGUGAUAUUUCAAGAGUGAAUUUCUCCAUAGUUAAAAAUGUUUAAGCCCGUGCUGCUGAGACCACCGUUCAAGCUCCUUUAGC